Messenger RNA from Apus apus (common swift), 5095 nucleotides. RefSeq names its product KIAA0319 like. NCBI's taxonomy places the organism in Eukaryota, Metazoa, Chordata, Aves, Apodiformes, Apodidae. Gene Ontology annotation, molecular function: protein binding. The coding region runs from base 281 to 3610 and encodes 1109 amino acids. Gene Ontology annotation, cellular component: plasma membrane; cytoplasmic vesicle. The record is from RefSeq and is a predicted model, not a curated record. The transcript is spliced from 21 exons.
UCCUCGCCCGCGGGCUGCGGGAGGCGGCCCCGCCCCGGGCCGGCGGGAUCUGGGACGGCCGCUCCGAGCCCCGGCACCCGCCGGACGGCGCCGGCUGGGGCGGUUCCCGUCCUGGUUCCGGGAGGCGCCGGUUCAGCUUCCGGGGUAAGCGAUGGCCGCGGGGCAGGAGGCCGCGCUGCCCCCCGGCCCUGCCCGCCGCCCGGCCCCGCCGCCCGCCUGAGCCCGCCGAGGAGCUCGCCUCGCCAUGCGCCCCUGAACCCUGCUGCUGCCCACAAAGGCCAUGGAGAAGAGGCUGGAGGCCAAGUUCAGCACUAGCGCCCGACUCCUGUCACGAUACUGCCUGGGAAGACCCGCCGGGGAGCUGAGAAGCCUGCAGCUGUUCUACCUGUGGGCUUCCCUGUGUGCCUUGUGCUCCUCAGCAGAUGCAAACUGGAACAAAUCUAAAUGUGAGCCAGAGAGGAUCCUGUUUGGUGGCCGAUUGAGGUGGUGGGAAGAUCACAAUUUGCAGCUUCUGGAAGGAUUUCACACUGUUGGGUCCUGCCAGGCCGCCUGCUGCCACAGCCCCACCUGUGAUGCCUUUUGGUUCUUGGAAAAUAUGUGCAUCCAGGUGAACUGCACUAUGCCUGGCACAUGUCAGGCAGACAGGACUGGCUUUUCUGACUCUGUUUUGGUGUUUUUAAAGAAAUCAAAAAGCACACAGCACUUCUUAAAGUUUCCAACAGAAGGUGGUGUGAAGACCUGGCAUCACAAGGGGUUGGACUGGGACAUGCCUGUCCAGGUGAAAAGCAGACUGCAGAGGUCGAUCCAGAAGCGGAGCUUGGCAGGGGACAGGGUGGAGCUCCUGAGGAGGGAUGUGGCAGCGAGCCCCAGCAGCCAGGCUGCAGCCACAGCAGCAGACAGCAGGUCUGGAAGCAGCCAAAGUGAAGCAGAGCACUUGAAGGAUCAAGUGCUGAGGCGCUUGGUGGCAGACAGGCCUGUCCCUGAAGGCCAUCCAAAUGAACAGAAAGACUCUCUGACCAAGGGACAGAAUCCAGGAGAGCAGAAAGCCAAAAGCCCGUUUCCUCCUAAAAGCAAUAAUGUGACUAGAUCAAGUGAUGCAGAGGCUGCUGGCUUGCUGCAGACCCACCCAGGGACAUCUGCACCAGAACCAUCAGUGCUGGCUACAUUCUCCAGUCCUGUAGCACAGGGCUCAGCAGCCACAGGCAAGACGGAGAAACCUGGGCAGCCAGAUGGCCCUGUGGUCCAUCCCCCCUCCUCAACCAGCCCUGUGCCCCCAGCACCUGCUGUGCCAAGUGGAGUGCCCACAAACAGCAGUGUUCCCACCACCCAGACCAGCACUGCUGCAACGCCGAGUACUACUGCUGCCACACCAGUUAUGAAGGAGCUGGUGGUUUCUGCUGGAGACAGCGUCGAAGUGACCCUGCCAAAGAAUGAAGUUCAGCUGAAUGCAUUUGUGCUCCCUGAGCCUCCACCUCGAACCAGUUAUUCCUAUGAGUGGGAAUUGAUUACUCAUCCAAAAGACUACAGUGGAGAAAUGGAAGGGAAACACUCCCAGACCCUUAAGUUAUCUAAGCUCACUGUUGGUCUGUACGAGUUCAAGGUGGUGGUGGAUGGGGAGAACGCCCGUGGAGAGGGUUAUGUGAACGUCACUGUGAACCCCAAGCCUCGGGUCAAUCAGCCUCCUGUUGCCGUCGUGUCCCCCCAGUUCCAGGAGAUCUCACUGCCAACCAUUUCCACUGUUAUUGAUGGCAGCCAGAGCACUGAUGAUGAUAAAAUUGUCAGCUAUCACUGGGAAGAGCUGAGGGGCCCUUUGCGGGAGGAGAAGGUUUCCAGUGACACUGCCAUCCUGACACUGACCAACCUGGUACCUGGGAAUUACACAUUCAGUCUCACAGUAGUGGACUCAGAUGGUGCCAGCAACUCCACCACUGCCAACUUGACAGUGAACAAAGCUGUGGAUUAUCCUCCAGUGGCAAAUGCUGGCCCAAACCAGGUGAUCACCCUGCCCCAGAACUCCAUCACCCUCUAUGGGAACCAGAGCACCGAUGACCACAGCAUCGUCAGCUACGAGUGGCUGCUCAGCCCCAACAGCAAAGGGAAGGUGAUGGAGAUGCAGGGGGUGAGGACACCAGUCUUGCAGCUCUCUGCAAUGCAAGAAGGUGAUUACACUUAUCAGCUGAUAGUGACUGAUUCUGCUGGACACCAGUCCACUGCAGAGGUCACUGUGAUAGUCCAGCCAGAGAAUAAUAAGCCUCCAAAGGCAGAUGCUGGUCCAGAUAAAGAAUUAACUCUUCCUGUGGACAGCACCACUCUAGAUGGCAGCAAGAGCUCAGAUGACCAGAAGAUAGUCUCCUUUCUUUGGGAAAAAACACGGGGCCCGGAUGGUGUCAAGCUGGAGAAUGCCAACAGCAGCAUUGCCACUGUAACAGGGCUCCAGGUUGGGACCUAUGAGUUCACUCUGACAGUUAAAGAUGAGAGGAACUUGCAGAGCCAAAGCUCAGUCAACGUCAUUGUCAAAGAAGAGAUCAACAAGCCUCCGGUUGCAAAGAUUGCUGGCAAUGUUGUCAUCACCUUACCCACAAAUACAGCGGAGCUGGAUGGGUCCAAGUCCUCUGAUGAUAAGGGAAUUGUCAGCUACUUGUGGACACGGGACGAGGGCAGCCCUGCAGCUGGGGAAGUCUUAAAUAAUUCAGACCAUCACCCUGUCCUUCUCCUGUCCAAUCUGGUCGAAGGGACCUACACAUUCCACCUCAGAGUAACAGAUGCCAAAGGAGAGAGUGAUGUAGAAAGGAGCACAGUGGAAGUCAAACCUGAUCCUAGGAAAAAUAACCUUGUGGAGAUAAUUCUGGACGUUAAUGUCAGCCAGCUGACGGAGAGGCAGAAGGGAAUGUUCAUCCGACAAAUAGGCGUCCUGCUGGGGGUGCUCGACUCAGACAUCACUGUGCAGAAGAUCCAGCCAUACACUGAACAAAGCACGAAGAUGGUGUUUUUUGUACAGAACCAGCCCCCUCACCAGAUAUUCAAGGGGCGAGAGGUGGCCUGGACCCUGAAAAACGAACUGCGGAAACAACAGUCAGACUUCCUGAUCUUCCGGGCCUUGGAAAUCAACACAGUCACCUGUCAGCUGAACUGCUCCGACCACGGGCGCUGCGACUCCUUCACCAAGCGCUGCGUCUGCGACCCCUUCUGGAUGGAGAACUUCCUCAGGGCGCAGAUGGGCGACGGCGAGAGCAACUGUGAGUGGAGUGUGCUCUAUGUGAUCAUUGCAUCCUUCCUCAUUGUGGUUGCCUUUGGAAUCCUAUCCUGGAUGGUGAUCUGCUGUUGCAAGAGACGAAAAGGAAAAUCCAAAAGAAAAAGCAAGUACAGGAUUUUGGAUGCAACGGAUCAAGAAAGUCUGGAGUUAAAACCAAAUCCAAAAGCAGGUGGCAGGCAGAAAGCCCAGGUCCUCAACACUAGCCUGAUGCACUCGGAGUCUGAGCUGGACAGUGAUGAAGCCAUUUUCACGUGGCCUGACCGGGAGAAAGGGAAGCUGCUCCGCAGCCAGAACGGCUCCCUGAGGAAUGGACAAGUGCAGCUCAAAGCCAAGAACCAGAGGGAGGAGAUCCUAUAGCUGCCCUCGGGCGGCCCCGCUGGGAAAGGCCGCUCCCGUCCCCGUCCUACAAGGGCCUUUGGAGGCCAGUUUGAUUAGGACAACGCUGCUAACUUGUUUCACAGAAAAUAACUUUGGUUUUGUGGGUUUCUUUUCAUUCAGUUAAAACUGGUUGUACUUGAAUUUGGACUCCAAGGGAAAUCAAAGGGUGGAGAAGGCAACUGUAAACCUCAGCACCAGGGAAGACAGAGCUGGCAUCUGGAGGGCAGCGGGACAGAACCACUUGGAGCAACUGCGAAGGUGCAGGACCCUCCCAGCCCACCUCAGACUGCAGUGGAGUAGACACCCAUGGAAUUCCAGCUCACUUGCCUGGGAGCUCCUUGGAGAAGGAAGGUCAAGGUUGUGCUUUGAGCUGUGCUCUGAGCUCCCUUCAGGCUCCAGUAGCCUACCACAGGCUGCUGCUGUCCAACAGCUUUCUUCUCUAUCACUCCCACCUUCCCUAAUGGUUCUAAGCACUAUUUUGAUUUAGACUUGUACUUUCACAUGCAUUUGGCUGCUUUUGGGGUGUAGAAGAGGUGGAAUCUAAACACUAUGGUCACACUUGAUCAGCUUGCAGGUAGGGGAGUGUUUUGUAGCUGUUCUAAAUGACUGUCAGGCUUUUCCCACUGGGAGUGUUGAUGACACGGUGCCUGUUCUGAUGUGAAAAGCUGACCUGUCUGUAGUAAUUGGCUGGGCUAGGAGACUCCUUCCUGCAGCAAGCUCUCCUGGGUACCAGAGCCAGGAGGGGACACCCACCUUUGGUACCUGUGUCUAAUGUCUGGCUUAAUUCCAAAGCUGUGAGAUGUUGUUCCGUGGCCCCAGCACCUUCUGUUGGUUGCCAAGCCGUCCCUGAGUCUGGACAUUAACCAUAUCUCAGUUUUGAAACACUAUAUACUGUGGGGUUUUUUGGUUUGUUUUUCCUUAAAAUUUGCACAACCCAGACAAACGGGUUCAUAUCUUCAACUCCCAGCAGCUGGCUGGCAGCUCGGUGGCCUCAUGUUGUUCUGGCUGAAGAGCCCCAUGUGCUCCUCAUGAAGUCCACGCUACUUGGUGGAAAAGGGACCUCUGGGUACCCGAGGGCAUUGUGUGGUGAGUGCCAGCAGCAAGAGGCUGUGUCUGCUGCCUGGGCUCGGGGCAGGCAUGGGGCCAUCCUUUCCCAUACCCACUCCUUGAUCUCACUGUGCUGCUUUCAGGAGUUGCACCCCUGUCCUUGGGCAGAAAUUGGCCUCUUGCUGGCAUGAAGGAUGCCACUGCUCCUCUGGAUGGGUGGGCAGUUUGUUGCCUUUCAUUGUGUUUAAUUUAAAAACUGGAAACUUGUUUCAUUGGCUUUUUUUUUUUUUGAGCUAUGAAAGCCAAAAGGCUUUAACUUCCUCAGUUGUAUUUAUGUUGCUGCACUACUGAUUUGUGUUGAGCUAGAUGAAGAUUAAACACUAUUGAAUGUGAGGGAAUGUUCCCUCGCUGAAUGUA